Molecule: messenger RNA, 786 nt
Organism: Portunus trituberculatus (swimming crab)
Lineage: Eukaryota; Metazoa; Arthropoda; Malacostraca; Decapoda; Portunidae
Gene: SmE
Product: probable small nuclear ribonucleoprotein E
Exons: 3
Coding region: 108-398 (96 amino acids)
Biological process (GO): mRNA splicing, via spliceosome; spliceosomal snRNP assembly
Cellular component (GO): U4/U6 x U5 tri-snRNP complex; U5 snRNP; U1 snRNP
Molecular function (GO): RNA binding
Source: RefSeq, a predicted model, not a curated record
GCCACUCCGCUUCAUGCCUGUCAUUUGUUUCCCAGCAUUGGCGGCGUGUGUGACUUCUGCUACCUCGUAUUUUUGUCCCUUUUUGAGGCUAAAUACACACAGCAAAUAUGUCUUACGCCCCGAAAUCCAAAGUGCAGAAGGUUAUGGUCCUGCCCAUUAACCUUAUCUUCAGGUAUCUUCAAUCCCGAGCAAGAGUUCAGAUCUGGUUGUAUGAGAACCAAAAUCUUCGUAUUGAAGGUCACAUCAUCGGUUUUGAUGAAUACAUGAAUGUGAUGCUCGACCAAGCAGAGGAAGUCCAGAUGAAGAAGGGCACCAGGAAGACGAUAGGUCGCAUCCUUCUGAAAGGAGACAACAUCACUUUAAUUCAAAACACUCAACCAGAUGGCACGGACAUGUAGUUAGAUGGAGCCUAAGAAUUUUCUACAGUGGUGUAAUUUUAAGGAACUUUCUAAAUGUAUUUAUCUUUGAUUUUACCAUAAAAGCUCAGCUUUCUUAGUGAAGGACACAAAAUGUAACAUGUUAUGCUGGUACGUCACUCAUUAACUUUUAUUUGUAUUUAUUUCUUUGAUAGUUUUUGUAUUAUCAUUAUUAUAUUUAUUAUAGUUGUAUUUUUGUAAUAAUGAUAAUGAUCAUUAUUGUUAUUUAUUAUUUAAAUUUUUCAUAUUUAAACAGAACAAGUUAAUACUUCAAUUUAAAGUCCUGUCAUAUUCUAGAAUGCUACAAAUUACCUUCUCUGUUAGCUCGGUAACAAUUAGUGUGUUUUGUAAUAAAAUUAUUAUAAAACCA